AUGCGUUUCACGAUCGCCGCACUCGCCGCACUUGCGACUUCGGUCUCGGCCGUAGGCAACGCCGUUGUGAAUAACAAGUGCCCGCAGACCAUCUAUCUCUGGUCCGUUGGCGGAUCGGUUGGCAACAUGCAGACCAUUGGUUCCGGCAAGCAGUUCUCCGAACCACUCCACUACGACCCGAAGAGCGGCGGCAUCGCUCUCAAGAUGACGAAGGUCAACAACGGACUCUACACCGGUGCGCCCCAACAAAUCUUCGCCUACUCCCUGGAUGGGGCGCAGGUGUGGUAUGAUAUGUCGACGGUUUUCGGCGAGCCGUUCAAUGGCCAGCAUCUCACCGUCACCGCCAGCGGAUGCCCGACUAUCGACUGGCCAAACGGCUCGAACCCCGGAGGCAGCCAGGUAAAGGUAUGCACCAGCGACCAUGAUGUUGUGUUCACGGCUUGCGCGUAG
Messenger RNA from Trematosphaeria pertusa, 450 nucleotides. RefSeq lists its product as uncharacterized. Bases 1 to 450 code for a protein of 149 amino acids. The transcript has 2 exons. Lineage: Eukaryota; Fungi; Ascomycota; Dothideomycetes; Pleosporales; Trematosphaeriaceae. The record is from RefSeq and is a predicted model, not a curated record.